This is a messenger RNA of Pelobates fuscus (common spadefoot toad), 1059 nucleotides long. RefSeq names its product proline rich 15 like (gene PRR15L). NCBI's taxonomy places the organism in Eukaryota, Metazoa, Chordata, Amphibia, Anura, Pelobatidae. The coding region runs from base 330 to 620 and encodes 96 amino acids. The transcript is spliced from 2 exons. The record is from RefSeq and is a predicted model, not a curated record.
GCGAGAUAGAGAGAGAGAGAGAAAAGAAAGAGACACCUGUACCAGGCUCAGAUAGUCUUGUACGUGUGUGAGAGAAAAUGUCUCAGGAAGACUGAGUAAUAUAAACAAAAAAAUACCCUCUGCAAUUCAAAGAGAAAGAGGGAGAACGAGAGACAUACACCUGUAGAACUGGAAAAAGAGCCUGCUCUGUACCUGACAAGAGAGAUAAAAGUCAUCACAAUACCUUUAGGAGACUACAUGACACCUAUCUUUGGAGAAACGACGUGGGGACCAUAACAAUUUGCAGAGUAAAAAAAGAAAACAUUUAAAUAAGUCACUUGACUUUCCCAAUGGAGGAGACUUCCAAUAGCUGGUGGAAGCUCACAUUUUUACGCAAGAAGAAAUCCACUCCAAAAACUGUUUAUGAAUCCGUAGGGGAACAUGCAGGAACCGAAAAAGGAGCAGAGGGAAACAAUGGAGACAGCAACUACACUCAACGCCUGGAAAAAAUAGUGGAUAAAAACUCAAAGGGGAAACACGUAAAAGUGUCCAACUCAGGGAGGUUUAAGGAGAGGAAGAAAGUUCGGCCUGCACUAAAUGAUACUCCUGGAAUUUGUCCAGAGCCUCCACCAGGCCAAUAAGGAAGUGGAAUCCCUGGACUGUCCAUCAGGUGCUACUCUGGGCAACAUGGCAAACCAUCAAACUGUGCACUAAGCCCCAUUCUACUUAUCCAUAUGGCAGCUGGAAGAUGAUUGUCCUCAGCACUGGGAGGUAUGCGUGUAAACCUUUUUGAAGGCCAUAAUAUCCAUUGAGGAAAAGCAGCCUUUAACCCGCUUUUUAAGGCAAUAUUAUACUGAUUUCGACACUGUUUACAGACGUUAACCUCCAGCACAAAUAUAUAAAAUAUGUCAAUUUUUCCCUUUGCACUUAUAUGGAUGUAUGGCUUUGGCCCAACAUGCUCCUGCACAUGGCCUUGUCUUCUUCAACAUGUAUCACUAAUUAGCAGCUUUCUACUAAAUCUUGUGUUUGCUGCUUAUCAACAACCGUGUGUGCAGUAGUACAGUCUGACACACCAACACA